CCUCAUUUAAUUAAUAGUAUGUACGUGUGUGUUAUAAAAAUGUAAUUUGGCGGCUAUUACAACAGCCAUCUCAAUCAAAUGGCCUAUUUGGAAGGAACAUUGCGCUACCGGCCAACGUGUAAGCGCAGUCUUAUUGAAACUCAGUUCAUUACCGUUAGCUGAUUAGCCUAAGCCAGCACAGUCACGGUGGUUCAAAGUGUAUUUUGUUAGUCAUAUUGUUCUUGUAGAGUUGUAGCUUAAUAUGUUCCUUAUUCGUCUAGUGUCUAUUUUUUUCUUUUCACAUCUACCGUUUAUAAAAAAUGAAAAUUGAAAAACAAUAAUGACAUUUUUUGUCAGUGUCAUAAAAUUUGAGGUUCCUUUUUACAAAACGUAAAUCGUACGUAGAAUUUAAUACAUUUAAAUUUAAAUAAAACAUGUUAUUACAUAAAUUAUUUUGUAAUGAGGUAUAAUAGAUUAGUAAGCAUACGUAAUAUAUUAUUACCUCAUAUUUAGCUAAAAGGUUUAAAGAUUUUCUUAAUCAAUAAACAUGGCUAACGAUAGAGAAGUUUUACGAGAAAUAUGGGAUGGGAAGUUGCCAAUCUGCUUUCAAUUACACCAAGAAGAAAUAAUGGAAAUCCAGCAGCCUGACCCAUUUUAUGUAAUGGUACCACGAUUGAGCUAUUUUCCCUUAGUUACUGAUAAGAUGAAAAGACACUUUUUACGUUAUAUUUCCCAAGAAAGUGCUGACAAUGAGAUGUGGCUUGACUAUAAUGGACAGCCUCUAAAGUGGCACUAUCCAAUUGGUUUUCUUUAUGAUCUGUUUUGUGGAAACGACCCUCAGCUGCCUUGGACUUUAACUGUACAUUUUACAAAGUUUCCAGAAAAUAUUUUACUACGCUGCCCCAAUAAAGAUAUUGUUGAAGCACAUUACAUGUCUACAGUAAAAGAGGCUGAUGUGCUUAAACACAGAGGACAAGUAAUGUCAACAAUGCAAAAGAAAGACCAUAAUCAGUUAUGGCUAGGAUUGCAAAAUGAUAAAUUUGACCAAUUUUGGGCUAUAAACAGGAGACUAAUGGAAUCACAUGGAGACAAUGAAGGUUUUAAACAUAUACCAAUUAGAAUGUAUUCUGAUGAUGGUAUUUGCUGUCAAAGAUUAAUAAGCCCCAAAAAUAAUGAUGGAAGUCGUAAGAUUAUCCAACAACUUUUGUCAGAAUUAUAUCCUGACAAACCAGACGUUAAACUUAGAACACAUGGGAUCCUUAUCCCAUUGGACACACCACUUCAGUGGCUUUCAGAACAUAUGAGCUACCCUGACAAUUUUCUACAUAUUUGCAUGUGCUAAGCUUAUUGUUUACCUAAUUUUAAUCAUAUAAGAGUGGAAAGUUUAUCAAGAAAAUACAAGAAUUGUCGUGUAGAGCUAUGUAAAUUAAGAAAUAUAUUUAUAACUGCAAUCUUAUGAGACAAGUUAUUAAUAAAAUCACUACAUUCCUGCA
Messenger RNA from Nymphalis io (European peacock), 1472 nucleotides. It is a transcript of the gene Atg5, whose product is annotated as autophagy protein 5. The record is from RefSeq and is a predicted model, not a curated record. Gene Ontology annotation, biological process: nucleophagy; cellular response to nitrogen starvation; C-terminal protein lipidation. Gene Ontology annotation, cellular component: cytoplasm; Atg12-Atg5-Atg16 complex; phagophore assembly site membrane. The transcript is spliced from 5 exons. The coding region runs from base 527 to 1321 and encodes 264 amino acids. NCBI's taxonomy places the organism in Eukaryota, Metazoa, Arthropoda, Insecta, Lepidoptera, Nymphalidae.